Mizuhopecten yessoensis (Yesso scallop) is the source of this 1656-nucleotide messenger RNA. RefSeq lists its product as uncharacterized. Lineage: Eukaryota; Metazoa; Mollusca; Bivalvia; Pectinida; Pectinidae. The record is from RefSeq and is a predicted model, not a curated record. Bases 71 to 1507 code for a protein of 478 amino acids. The transcript is spliced from 10 exons.
UAAUAGCCCUUAUCUGUUUAUACAUACCACACAACACAGAAUAAUACUUUCGUCGUGUGGAUGUUAAACAAUGAUGUUGUUGUUUCCAGUGGCCGCAGUCCUCUUUAAUACAGUAUUUCUAGUCCACGGUGAUGGUCCCCAGUGUUUCUCCUGUUCAUUCGUGUCUCGCCUGGAGUUCUGUGACACCUAUAUACAGUGUGCUGAAGGAGAGAAAUGCCAUGUCCAAAAAAUACGGACACAUAAUGGUCAUGACCAAUUCACUUCAAGCUGUGUGAACAACCAGAGUUGUUCUUUAGAUAACACAUUACCUUCGUCCUUUGGAGACUCAACAGCGUACGGCCAGGUGACGUGUGUGGAGUGUUGUGACGGGGAUAUGUGUAACAAUAAGGGCUGUGGCGAUCCUGGUCCACCAUCACGUGAAUCACGUGGCCCGUACUGUUACCAAUGUCAACACAUGGCAGAUCCUACAGAAUGUGAGCGACUCACCAUCUGUAAUCCCAACGAGGUUUGCAGUAUUGACGAAUCUGUUUCCUUUGGCCAUCAAUAUACUAGUGGAUGUAAACGAAAAACGGAAUGUACUGGAGAACACAUCAUCUUCGGCCGAUCUUUGGAUUUCAUGCCGAGGUCAUUCCGACUCUGCCAUACCUGCUGUUCGGACGACUUCUGCAACCGGGACUGCCAACACGUGCAUGAACAUGAUACGACAUUUUGGAGUAACUGGGGUUCUUGGAGCAAUUGUACAGCUAAGUGUGCACAGCAAGGAAUACAAAAUCGGGCCAGGUUCUGCAGGAAUUCUUAUGGCGAUAUAUAUUCGCAAGGGUGCCCUGGAAGUGCAACAGAAGACAGAAACUGUUCAAUUGGCCCAUGUACAGGAUGUGCCGAGCUGUAUGAUAGCGGGGUUCGAACUUCCGGCCUCUACACCGUCGCCCCCGCAAGAGACACCCUGACCUUUCGGGUUGUCUGUGACAUGCGCGAUAUGAAGGAAAUUGGCGGCUGGACAGUCCUUCAACACAGACAGGUGGGCAACGUCAACUUCUCCCGGAAUUGGGCUGACUACGUCGGAGGCUUUGGUGAUCUACAGGGGGAUUUCUGGUUGGGACUUGAAUACAUUCACAUGUUGACAUCACGGGGGGUCCAACUCAUCAUAGACAUGGUGUCAGAUGCAGGUGAACUAUACCGAUAUACAUACGAGGGUUUUAGUGUAAAGAACGCGAGCACAUCCUACCAGUUAUCGUCCGGAAACGACACCUCCGUCAACUGUACUCGAGGCGGAUACGGUCUACAACUAAACAGCGGUCAUCCAUUUGCCACCUAUGAUAGACCGGAUGUAAACAACUGUUCUACUGGGUUCACCACGCAUGAACCGGUAUCAGGCUGGUGGUUUUGGAGCUGCACCUUUUUCAACAUAAACGGAAAAAUCGGUCACCCGAAUUACGAGUGGGGAAUGGCUCUUGAUUGUCAGGGGAUAACAGUCAUGUUAAACCAAACGACAAUGAAAAUAAAGUGAACAUCAACCUGAUACUAAAUCUUAAGUGUUAAUGUUCGUCAGUCUGUAACAUUCAGUAGGAUUCACAAAGGGAGCUAUGUCAGCAAUGCUGAAUUCACAAUACUGUAUGUACUGUAAGUACUAACAAUUCACAAUACUGUAUGUACUGU